AUGUGGUCUCCGUGGGUCCGCCGGAGCAAGGCCUCCGGGCAGCUCACGCAGUCACCAUCCUUCUCCGCACCCACGGCGUCGUCGCCGACCGGCAAGGAUUAUCAGGGCAUCAGCGCCGUCCUCGACGACGCGGCGCCCGACGCUGGCGCCGGCUCACCUGGCAAGAUCGUCCUGCACCGCGCUCGGUCGGCGUCCAGGCUGCGCGCGUGCAAGUCGUUCGCGGCGGCCGCGGAGGCCGCGGCGGCAGCCGUGGCGGGGGAGCGCCGCGUCGUGCUCUACUUCACCUCCCUCCGCGCUGUGCGCGGCACCUUCGAGGACUGCCGCACCGUGCGCACCAUCCUCCGGGGCCUCCGCGUCGCCGUCGACGAGCGGGAUGUGUCCAUGGACGCUGCCUACCUCGCCGAGCUCCGUGUGCUGAUGCGGCGGGAACGUCCGCCACUGCCGCAGCUCUUCGUCGGUGGCAGGCUUGUCGGGGACGCCGAGGAGGUGCGCCUCCUUCACGAGAGCGGGGAGCUCAGGCGAGUCCUGGCCGGCGCGGCGCAGGCCGCGCCCACGCCGUGCGCGUCGUGCGGCGGAUCUCGGUUUGUCCCGUGCGGCGCCUGCUGCGGCAGUCACCGCCGGUUCAGCGAGAAGACCGGCGGCUUCCGCGUCUGCGCGUCGUGCAACGAGAAUGGGCUCGUCCGGUGCACCGCCUGCUCCUCCAGCAGCUGACGGGCGUGUUCGUGUUCCCAUCUUGGCGUCGAUUGGAGAGAGAGAUGGAAAAUGCUGAGCUACUGACGGAUUCCUAGAUCAACUGUGCUGCAUUGGAUUCAAACCCUGAAGAUCGGUGCA
Molecule: messenger RNA, 831 nt
Organism: Panicum virgatum (switchgrass)
Lineage: Eukaryota; Viridiplantae; Streptophyta; Magnoliopsida; Poales; Poaceae
Exons: 1
Coding region: 1-711 (236 amino acids)
Source: RefSeq, a predicted model, not a curated record